AUGAAGCGAUAUAUCGGUCGGCUGAUAUCAGAGCCUCGACACACUGACAUCGGUAUCGGCAGUAGAAAUACCGAAACCGCUCAACCUCAACACAAAACUGGAUCCUUGCAUUGUAUGGCCUGCGCAGAUCAGACGUGUACAACCACAGAAUUAUCAGAAUGUGGCUCAGAGACAAUGUGCAUUACUGCUUCCAUUAUAGCCACUUCAUCAGGAACUACUACUGAAAGAAUCUACAAGGGCUGUGCACCAUCCCACCUGUGCCAAGUUACAGGCAUGCAGAACUUUUCAGCCAACUUGGGUUUCUCAAGCAUCCAUGCAUCUGCUCUGUGCUGCAACUCUGAGAACUGCAACUCCCAAAGUCUUCCCAUGCCCCAACCUCAGCCAUCUAACAACCUGCAGUGUUUGACUUGUGACCCUCAAACAUCUAACUGUAGCACCAUGGUAACGUGUUCAGGGGAGGAAAACAGCUGCUUGACAGCCACAGGAAGCGACUUGGUCACACCUCUGGCUGAUAUAUAA
Nothobranchius furzeri (turquoise killifish) is the source of this 519-nucleotide messenger RNA. The record is from RefSeq and is a predicted model, not a curated record. NCBI's taxonomy places the organism in Eukaryota, Metazoa, Chordata, Actinopteri, Cyprinodontiformes, Nothobranchiidae.